Messenger RNA from Drechmeria coniospora, 300 nucleotides. RefSeq lists its product as uncharacterized. The coding region runs from base 1 to 300 and encodes 99 amino acids. The transcript is spliced from 2 exons. NCBI's taxonomy places the organism in Eukaryota, Fungi, Ascomycota, Sordariomycetes, Hypocreales, Ophiocordycipitaceae. The record is from RefSeq and is a predicted model, not a curated record.
AUGGAUUUCGUCAACAAGAUCGCCAGCGAGGCUAGCAAGGACAAUGGCCCCGGUGGCGCCAUCUUCAACAAGGUCAACGACAUGGCUGGUGGUGGCAAGCAAGGCGAGGAGAACGAGGAUGGCCUCGACAAAGCCGUCGACAUGUUUCAGGAAAAGGUCCUCAAGGAAGGUGACCAGAGCAACGAGAACGCGGCGGAGCAGGUCAAGGACGAGGCCAUCUCCGAUUUCAUCCGCGACAAGUACAAGGCGACGACCGGCAAGGACUUCUUCAUCGCCGACAAGGAGAAGAAGAUGGGCUAG